Messenger RNA from Closterium sp. Naga37s-1, 606 nucleotides. The record is from the annotation of a GenBank genome assembly. Lineage: Eukaryota; Viridiplantae; Streptophyta; Zygnematophyceae; Desmidiales; Closteriaceae.
AUGGCGAGGGCAGGAAGCGUCGACGGCAACGCUGUGACUCCUCGAGAGGCAAUGGCGGCAAUGGCAGCAAUGACGGCGAGAGGAGGCAAAGGAAUCUCUAAGGUCGCUCCUUCUCUUCUCGUCGUCGUCGCGCUCGUGCUCGUCCUCCCAACAGCAGUGCUGGCUCAAACUGCCUCCCCACCGCCUCCUCCGGGUGUUUCCUCCCCACCGCCUCCUCCGGGUGUUUCCUCCGCACCUCCUCCUCCGGGUGUUUCCUCCCCACCGCCUCCUCCGGGUGUUUCCUCCCCACCGCCCCCUCCUGCGCCUGCCACUUCAUCGCCCCCACCUCCCCCAGACAUGGCCUCGCCUCCUCCCCCUCCUGGGCCCGCCACGUCAUCUCCCCCACCUCCCCCAGACAUGGCCUCCCCACCCCCCCCUCCUGCACCCGCCACAUCAUCUCCUCCCCCUCCUGACUGCACCCCCAGGCGCCGCCCCUGCCCCUGGCUGUGUGACAAUAACGGGGUGAACCAGCCGUGCCGGUUCAAUAGGGUGUGUGCGGAUGACGAGGUGUUCAUUCCCUUUGUUAGCAGCUGCGAAGGUUACAAGUGCAUGAAGCUGUUCCAUUGA